CUCAAGUAACAGUGAAUAUCCUCUGUACAUCGUCUACAAAAACAGUCGUGGAAAGUACUUUCAUUAUCCAAUAUUGGAGCGAUAUGACGAGAAUCUCAAGACAUCGUUGUUAUACGUUGAUUAUGGCGAUGAUAGAUGUGCCGAGUUCAUGCGUCUUGGUGCGUUGAUCAAAUAUUAUUGUGAACGUGUUCAUACGAAAACGAAACUGAAUUUCAGUACAUAUGCGUCGUUGCAUUCGUAUUCGCAG
Anisakis simplex (herring worm) is the source of this 247-nucleotide messenger RNA. The record is from the annotation of a GenBank genome assembly. NCBI's taxonomy places the organism in Eukaryota, Metazoa, Nematoda, Chromadorea, Rhabditida, Anisakidae.